GUCAUAGCGAAAUAUCAUUUGUUGACAUAUUUCAAAAGGCAAAGAGGCCUUAAAAGUCUGUACUUUUGUUAUGUGUAAAUAAUAUUUUUCGGCCAUUCCAUAGCAGUCCGCGUUCAAGGAAAGUUAUAUUCAAGUUUAUAUUAAACGUAUUACGUUCGAAAUUUAAAUUUUUGUGUGUGUCCAAUAAAAAAAAAUCAACUAUGUUCGAUUUCAAUUUGCAAUUUGCUCGUGGUGGUGCCCAAUUCACUGUGGAACUUUUUGAAAAACUCAAUGCUGCCACCACCAAGGAAAACAUCAUAGUUUCGCCAUUUUCCAUACAAAAUUGUUUGGCCUUGGCUUUUGCCGGUGCCAAGGAUGAUACCGCCGAAGAAAUAGCCACAGCCUUGCAAUACGUUUCAAAUUUCCCUCCCGAAGUGGCAGAAACUUUCCAAUUCGUUUUGGAGAAAUACAAGAACAGUGAUCUGGUGAAAAUCGCCAAUAAGGUGUAUGUGCAAGAUGGCAAGGCUAUCAAACCCGAAUAUGCCAACGCCACCAAGGAGCACUAUCAUGCUGAGGCGGAAAGUUUAAAUUUUGCCGAAAGUGAGGCAGCCGCCCAGACCAUGAACGAUUGGGUUAAGGAGAAAACAGCUGGAAAAAUUACCGAAUUGAUAUCGGCCGAUUGUUUGGAUGCCACCACAAGAUUGGUUUUGCUCAAUGCCUUGCAUUUCAAGGGUGAUUGGGAAAAGAAAUUCGAUGAAGCCCAAACCGAAGAAGAUGAUUUCUGGAUUGCCGAAGAGGAGUCGGUGAAAGUGAAGUAUAUGAAUCAAAAGGCCAAGUUUGGCUAUGGCUAUUUUGAGGAAUACAAUUGCACCGCCCUGGAGAUGCCCUAUAAAGAUUCGGAUUUGAGUAUGUUUGUUGUAUUGCCACAAGAGCGAGAGGGUCUUAAGGAUUUGGCUGCCAAACUGAAGGAAGUCAAUCUGGUGGAUUUAGCGGAUAAAAUGAAUACCGAAGAAGUGGUGGUUAAAUUUCCCAAAUUCAAAGUGGAUUAUUCAAUUGAAUUGUCAGAUACAUUGAAAAAGAUGGGCAUCAAAAAGGCCUUCAGCGAUUGUGCUGAUUUUGGCAACAUCUUGGAAUCUCCCGAAGAUAUUAGCAUCUCAAAAGUCCUUCACAAAGCCUGCAUUGAAGUCAACGAAGAGGGUUCAGAGGCAGCUGCUGCCACUGGCAUGAUUAUGAUGACCCGUAUGAUGAUGCUGCCUUUGCAAUUUAUAGCCGAUCGUCCAUUCUUCUAUUGGAUUUGGAAUAAGAAGAACAUUUUGUUUGCUGGAGCUUUUGUAAAUGCCCCCAACGAGGCUUAAAAAUUUGGCAACUAUAAAAUAACCUCCGAACGGAGAGCACAUUAGAGCUGGCAAAUUAGCGAUGGCACUAUCGAUAUUUAAUUUUUUAA
Stomoxys calcitrans (stable fly) is the source of this 1423-nucleotide messenger RNA. Its product is annotated as leukocyte elastase inhibitor. The coding region runs from base 201 to 1334 and encodes 377 amino acids. The record is from RefSeq and is a predicted model, not a curated record. NCBI's taxonomy places the organism in Eukaryota, Metazoa, Arthropoda, Insecta, Diptera, Muscidae. Gene Ontology annotation, molecular function: serine-type endopeptidase inhibitor activity. The transcript has 2 exons.